GUUUAUAUUAGUCAACCCUUUUCAGUCCGGUAGUCAAUACAUUUGGAGCACCGAAAGUCGGAGAGUGCUGUGUAAGAACUUUAGGCAUCAACAGCUCGCCACUUGUCCGCCAGUCAGAUCCGGGCCAGGAUCAGGAUCAAGUGGCGAUGGAGAGGCGAAGGCCCCGAAAAUCCUCGCGCCAUUUCUUGCGCUCCAAAUCGAAUCCAUCUGUUGGCGGGGGAGGAGGAGGCGGAGGAGGUGGUCCGUCAUCAGCCACCUCUAGAGUGAGUUCCCAACAGCCAGAUGGCAAUGGAACCCCCACCAUCACAUCCCUCCUCGGCGGACGUCUAAAGCGAGUUUCCCGCAUCACCAGAGCUCCGCGGGGCAUGCAUGUGACCGAAAAUCCCGAUGAAGGUGGUGUGGCAGUCGCACCGAUUAGAGAUUCCGAGCAAUCGGAGGGCUCGGAUGUGAAUCCCGGAGUGAUGGUCGCUCCAGCGUCGGCAAGUCCCCGGGGAUCGGCUGUGCACGGGCCACUGGUAGGUGUGGCGUUCGGCAGCAAUGCAAGAAAUUCGGAAAGUCCCCGGAUAUCGGAGGAGGUGGAGGAGGUCUUCAGAACCUCCUCCCAGCGCUCUGUAUCCGUGGUGGGAACGGGCAAUCUGCGCUUCGAUUCCACUCCAGAUGCUCGUGAUGAAUCCACUAUGGGCAAUAUCAAUUUCGCACCGAAUUCGUACUACGAAGAGAACAGGCAUAGUAGCAUGGAGUCCAAUGAGUCCAAUGGCAACCGGGCAGACAGUACCCCGAGCCUAGGAGCCUGCAGCCAUGGCUGGACGCAGCAGCAACUGCAGCCCGCCUCAGGACACGGCGGCCGGGACACUUUGGGGUUUGCCAUCCAUCUGGGCACCGCCACUAUGGGUCACAAUCGAUGCAGUUUGGGAGUUAAUUGUGAUGAGGAAUGCGGCUAUGGGACAGGGUGCGAUGCUGGAUGCAGUGACGCCCAUGGCAUCGAUCCCGGAAGCUUCGCCGUACCAAGACCGACAGAUCCCGGCCCGACGUUGGUAAUGUCACAGGGACCGGGAGGUCCACCUGUAAACAGCGCCCUGCGUGGUGCUCAUGGACCAGCAGUGGGUCCUGCUGGAGGAUAUCCCGCUGGAGGAGGCUAUAAGCCGGGACCCCCUGGACAGCGGGGAUCCAUGGGGUCAGAUUUCGGCACUGAUCAGUUGAACUUCUUUAUUACCUUCCUGCUGGAGGUCCUCGGCGUUCUAGUAUUCUUUGCCAUCUGCACCAUUACAUUCUGGAUCACUCUGGGCUACCAUGUCGUCCAGUUGCUGGUGGACCUGAAGAACGCCGAUCGCAACGUUCAAGUAGCGGUGGCCAUUGUAUUCGGGCUGCUGCUCAUCGCGUUCGCCAUUUCGCAGGUGACCAACCGCAGUGGUGCCUGCUGUCAUUCACGGGAUCGAGCCCGUUCCAGAUCCAAGGGCGGUGGCAUUUGCCCGUUCCACAGGUCCACCAAGACCAAGGCGAAGGCCAAGCCCAAGAGUUGUGGCUCAAGAACCAAAAGUUGUGCUUACAAGCCAAAGAACAAGAAGGCGCCAAACGAUGGAGGUGGCAGCAGGAGGGCGAGCACUUGCGGAGCCAAAAUGGAUUUCCACUCGCACCGAAAGACUCGCUACACCGACUGCGAAGGACGGGCCAUUUUCCUGAGCUCCAGGCGAUAUGCGAUACCUACAGAGAUGAAGCAGCCGCCCACCAUUGUGCUUUGGCUGCGUGACGCGGUGGCCCAAAUGAUGCGAUAACCAUCAAGGAUCCACUGCCCCACGUUGGGCGCCAGAAACAGAACACCUAAGUACAAAUUACUGCAGACUGACUGGGUGUAUUUUCUACAAGCUACACGGUACAUAUUCGAAAAUUUGUUUCAAAAUUGCAGGUUCA
Messenger RNA from Drosophila subpulchrella, 1908 nucleotides. RefSeq lists its product as uncharacterized. The transcript is spliced from 2 exons. The record is from RefSeq and is a predicted model, not a curated record. NCBI's taxonomy places the organism in Eukaryota, Metazoa, Arthropoda, Insecta, Diptera, Drosophilidae. Bases 147 to 1772 code for a protein of 541 amino acids.